Phlebotomus argentipes is the source of this 1980-nucleotide messenger RNA. Its product is annotated as myogenesis-regulating glycosidase-like. The record is from RefSeq and is a predicted model, not a curated record. The transcript has 2 exons. The coding region runs from base 1 to 1980 and encodes 659 amino acids. Gene Ontology annotation, biological process: carbohydrate metabolic process. Gene Ontology annotation, molecular function: hydrolase activity, hydrolyzing O-glycosyl compounds. NCBI's taxonomy places the organism in Eukaryota, Metazoa, Arthropoda, Insecta, Diptera, Psychodidae.
AUGGAGAAGAAGAGGAAACUGCAGAGAUCGAAGUACAAGUCUGCCUUCAAGUGGGGAGCUGCUGGAAUCACAGCCACAGUGAUCUUUGUGCUGAUUGAAGUGUUCAUCAUCCACUGGGUGACGCCUUUCGAUGAUGUCCUGAGAGUGCACUUCCAGAAGGCUGGAGUGCAUGUGCAGUUCGAGUUUGAGCUCACCGAGGACGGCGUCACGUACACCAUCCACAAGAACCGCACCCUCGUGCAGGUUGUUCGGAUGGGCGCCAAUCUGGGCUGGGACGUGAAGGUGGAAAAUCACGGCAAUGGAAAGUACGUUUUACGCAGUCGAGAGGGAUCAGUGAGCUUCAAUCGCGUUGUCGAUGAAGACGGCUUAGCGGUCUUCCACAUCAAUCAGACCGUCUGGCAGGUUGACUUCGUGGAGCAUUGCUUUGAUCUGGUGAAUCCAGACGGAAUAAACUGGUUCGCUGGUCCCCUGAAAUACUACCAAUAUUGGCCAUCGCAGCGCUUGCAGUUCACAGAUGACGCUUACUUGCCGAAGGAGUCUUCCCACUCUUACAUUUCCGAGAGAUACUGGUUGACGUCAAAGGGAUUGUUUGUGUACUUUAACGAGAGAGUUCCUCUGUUCCUCAAUCGCAAACCCAAUCAUCUCUGCUUUGCGGCCAAGCAACAGAAUCCCUAUUACACCUACGGCAGUAUGUUCAGCUUUAAUUACACCAUCGGAGUGGCAUCGAAUGCCAAGAGAGCUCAUCAACAGGCGGUCGGAAGAUAUCUGAGGAAACCCCUGCACUACCCUGAUCGCCGAAUAAUCCAGUAUCCCAAAUGGAUUAUUCGGAACAGCAACAGAUCGCUGGUUCAAGAGUAUGUGGAUAAUUUAAUGUACUAUGACUUCAACACAUCCAGCAUCAUUCUGGACAGAAGUUGGGAAGUCUGCCAUGGAGCCCUGGAAUUCGAUCCUAUCAAAUUCCUCAACGUUGAGGGAUUGAUAAGGUACUUAAGACGCUACAGAAUCCUCCUGACCCUCACAGUGUCACCGCGCAUCCACGAGGACUGCAAUCCGUACUUCCAGGACGCUCUCUCGCGCGGUUUCCUUGUAAAGACCCACCAGAACAGUUACUUGAACUUUGACAGAACUGCCACUGUGGAUUUCACCAACCCUGCAGCUUCUUGGUGGUUCAUGACGCGUCUGAAAAAUCUCCAACUGAUUGGAGUGGAUAAUUUCUACUUCGAAGGUGGAGAAUUCGAUUCUGCCCCAAAUGAUCCCAACUUUGAGGGUGUUUCGACGGAUCUUCAUCCCAUUCAAUACACAGUAGAUUCUGUCAGAGCCAUGGCGGAGUUCUGCUCAGGAACCAUCCUCCGAACGGGAUUCUGUAGUCAGGAUUUGCCUGUUCUCGUGAAAAUCCCGGAUCUGGAGAAUCGCUGGGACAUCCAGAAUGGCCUGGAAGCGCUCAUUCCGAAGAUUUUGCAAACAAAUCUAAAUGGAUACUAUUUCCUGAUGGUUCCGAUUGGGGGAGUGAAUCCUGUCGGUUUAACCAAGGAUCUCUACAUCCGGUGGAUGCAAGCGGCUGUGUUUACACCCUCAAUGGCCUUCUCAACGCCGCCAUGGGAAUUCGACGAUGAGACAAUUGAACUGACCCAUAAAUUCCUCAAGCUACACAUCAACUACCUAGGAAUGUUUAUGGAUCGCUUCAAGCUGGCUAAAUCCGAGGGAGAUCCGGUGAACUUGCCCAUCUGGUGGCUCUAUCCGGCAAAUUGGCGUGCGCAAGAGACUUCUGACCAGUAUCUCUUGGGGGAUGACGUAAUUGUGGCUCCUGUGCUGCAUCCAAACACUACAGAGCGUGGCAUCUUCCUUCCGUACGGGAUCUGGAGGGAUGGCAAUGACAACAGUACAGUUUUUCAGGGUCCGCGGUGGCUGCCGAGCUACAGAGCUCCUCUGGAUGUUUUGCCGUACUUUGUCAGGAUUGGGGCUAUGCCAAAUAUACCAUAA